CGUCAUGGCACAAAAGACUCUCUAAUCAAGUAGCAGACCGAGAUGAAGACACGAAUGUGGCCUUACUUGGAUGUGUAGGUCUCCUUGCCGCCCUUACGGGUGAAGACGUAAAUUUGUUCCAAGAUCUUGCCAAAUAGCUCCUGUGAUAACAAAUAAAGAUGGAGAUGCAUAUGGAAAUCCCAGCGGAUCUUGCACUUUCAAAGGAAAACAGCAUCCUCAACGACUUAAAACAGGAGACUCGUGAUACUCCGGGAUUUAGUGCCUUAACAGAAAAUGAGCUAAUGGAAAAAGUGGAAAACAUUUUACUUGAAAGGAUAAAAAAUGGUGACAAAAGAGCUUACUUCCAGCUGGGAUUAUUUUAUUAUGAACAGGCUCUUCAGGACAAAGCAAGGAUAUACUUUGAGAGAGCAAAGGACUUUGACUUCCAGGCACUAUUCAUGCUGGCCGUUAUGCUAUUUGAUGGAGUGGGAGGAGACACUAAUACGGAACAAGCUAUAGAAUACCUAAAGAAGAUUGAAUCUUCAAAUGCCAAACAUGCCAAACAUCUUGUGAGGGCAGCCCAGUUUAACAUUGGCCGGGCCUACUUCCAGGGAUAUGGUGUCCAUCGCCAGUCUGAUGAAAUGGCUGAAAAAUACUGGCUGUUGGCCGCAGAUGAUGGAAACCCCAACGGAAGUGUCAAAGCCCAGUCUGCCCUCGGCAUGUUUUAUUCCCUUAAAGACACAAUGGAUCUGAAAAAAGCUUUCUUCUGGCACUCUGAGGCUUGUGGGAAUGGAAGCUUAGAGUCCCAAGGAGCCCUGGGGAUUAUGUACGAGCAUGGUAUUGGGGUCAAGGUUGACCUUGAUGCAGCAAAUGCGUGUCUGAAGGAGGCAGCCGAGCGAGGCAAUGUGUACGCCAUGGGACACCUUGUAGCCCAGUAUUACAGACGGAAACUUUUUACCAAGGCUUCAGACCUAGCUGCGAGAGUGUCCCAAUUUUCUGACAUCGAUCAGAUAGCUAAGGAGACAGACUGUUUACCUAACUAUAUCAGGAAGGGUAUAGGUCUUGGCUGUUUCUACUAUGCUCGCUGUCUGGAAGAGGGUCAUGGUGUGAAGCAAGAUAAAGAAGAGGCUGGAAAAUGCUACUCUAAGUCGUUCGAGUAUGACCCGGAUGUUUGUGCAACACUACAGAAUAUCACUCAACAUGGUGUGAUAUAGGUCAUCCUUUAGAAUAAAUCUGGGUGUCUGUUGUGAAUGCUGUAGAGAUUCCCAUGAUGUUGGACUGUCUAGCAUAUACCAAAGACUGUUAAGUACCCUCCAGUACUUCAGAGAGCAGCAGUAAAACAUAGGCGACAGAGCUGGGUGUGUGUCUCUGUGAUAGGAGCAAUUCCACUGUCAUCAUUUGUGUUUUGUACAUUCCAUGUAAAUGAGCAAAGUACGUUACAACUGAUGGUAUAAUUAUGGCUUGUCAAAUUUGCAUUUAUGUCUUCAAUAGAUGGGAGAUAAGCCAAAUGUUUCGUAAUUUUUAUCCAAUUUAUACCAUUUUUGCCCAAAGAAGAACUUUCUGGUGUCAAACAUGUGCCCAUUUGUUGUCAAAUGACCACUUAGCCAAUUAUUCAGAGAGCACAACUGUGAUUUUGAUAAAAAGAAUAUAUUACAAAAAACUGUUAUUUAUUUCUAGACAUAUUGUUGAUUAUAAAGAUCCCAACUUUGCUGUGAUUUAUUGGUUGUUAAUCAAGAAUGAGACACAUGUAGUUUCAUUUGAGUUAUACAACAGUUCUUUUUUAAGAAAUUUGUGAUGAAACAAGACCAAGGGAGACUUAAUUAACUUAAGGUCCAUGUGAACAAUUAAAAUCAGUAUAUUUAAAAUGAGUACAUUGAACCAAUAGAUGAUCAUAUGAUCAUAAAAUAAUCUGUGAUAUUUAAUAUUGUCUGUAUCAGUGUUUUUUGAUUUAUGUUUUUCAUACAAAUCUAGCUGCCUCAUUUUUUAUACUAGAAUAUGCAUUUUUCUAAAUUUGAACACUGUAUUAGGUUCUAUUUAAUGCAAGUUGUAGGCUGUUUAUUUUAAAAGCUUCCUUUUUUAAUCCAGUAAAUACCAGAUACAAUAUGAAGAAAAUCUUAAACCAAUAUACCCUCAGCUUGAAAUCGAGAGAGCGAGGAAGAUAAUGACGUAGAUCUAUAGGAUCAGUUCACUUAGAGCUGUGUAUUUAUCAGGCUGUUGAAGAACUCUAGAUCUAUAAAUUAUAUAUGUAUCGUGUGUACGUUCCUUUAUUGCCUUUAGAUAUCUGGGCCCCAGGCUGUUGUAGGACUCUAGAUCUAAAUGUAUCUUGCGUGUAGCUAGGUUCCUAUUUUUCUUUCAGAUAUCUGGACCCAGUCUGUUUUCAGGAUUUUUUUUUAUUUUUCAUAUUAAUUAAAACUUUCAAUAGAAAUAUUUGUAAAAGU
Molecule: messenger RNA, 2417 nt
Organism: Mizuhopecten yessoensis (Yesso scallop)
Lineage: Eukaryota; Metazoa; Mollusca; Bivalvia; Pectinida; Pectinidae
Product: LRP2-binding protein-like
Exons: 8
Coding region: 159-1193 (344 amino acids)
Molecular function (GO): protein binding
Source: RefSeq, a predicted model, not a curated record